GUUGUAAUUGUUUACAAAGUGUACUUGGGAAAAAUGAUGUACUUAAAUACAUAUUUAUGACAUAUUUGGCAUAAGUUUAUGACAUAAUUUGAUUUGCGUGUACUAACAUUAAAAUACACAGUUAAACAAUAUGCAAAAUAGAAAGACAUUACCAUGAACUCAUAAAACAAGAAGAAAUUUAAAUUUAUCAUGCAUUCAGUGAUUCCAGCUCCUUUUGCUCCUCAAGUAGCCCAUAGAACCCAAGCCCGAGAAAGGCUGAGAAAUGGAAUUGCAGCUUCAUUUAGCUCAUUGCUUAUCAUGCUUAUAGUCAUAGCUUUAGCCCUCCCAAAUUGGUAUUUGCUGAAAGGGGGUGGAUGUAGUCGUCAAACUCUUGGUGCUGAAGAAUUCUUCUAUGCUGGGUCUUUCAAAACUGUGACAGUUCCAAGUGUGGAAAAAAAUGUUUCCUAUUCCAUGUUUACUUACUAUGGAUUAAAUGAAGGAUUAAAAGACUGUGUUACACCAGAAAUAGUUGUAGUUCAAAGGGUCAUCAUAGCUUUAUGCUUCCUUACAAUUUUCUUCAGUUUGUGUCAAUUUUAUUUUGAUGUAACUGGAGUUACAUUAAAAAUGCUAAAGUGCACUAAAAGGAGUGGUCUUGGCAGUAUUUUAUCAGUGAUAACUAUUGUUGUGAUUAUCGGCCUGUGCUACCAUGUGUCAGAGCUCAUGGAAAGGCAGCAAGAAAUGACCAAACUCUAUCCUGCCACAAGGAUUGAAAUAGCGUUUGGAAUGAGCUAUUACUUGAUAGCAGCAGCUGGUAUUGUUGCUGUAUUAGCUACAGCAUCUAACCUCUUUCGUUGUGAUCAUUUAUCAGGGAAUUCAGACAUUAAUGUACUAUUAGAUGAUCAGAAUGAGGAAGAAACUUUUUCUUUCUCACUACCAAAUUCGCAUUCAUUUCCUCAGGUAUCUGACCAAAGUGCUUACUUACAAGAUCUACCCCCUCCGCCUCCAUACACUCCUUAA
Messenger RNA from Uloborus diversus, 996 nucleotides. RefSeq names its product transmembrane protein 127-like. Gene Ontology annotation, biological process: negative regulation of cell population proliferation; negative regulation of TOR signaling. Gene Ontology annotation, cellular component: membrane. The record is from RefSeq and is a predicted model, not a curated record. Lineage: Eukaryota; Metazoa; Arthropoda; Arachnida; Araneae; Uloboridae. The transcript is spliced from 4 exons. Bases 190 to 996 code for a protein of 268 amino acids.